GUGCAUUUUCCGAAUAUUUCGAUAUGCUUACGUAUUAGCUGACGCAAGUGAUUCCAUAAUAAUUUUCAAGUUAUUUUUAGAUAUUGUACUAAAUAGGCAUUUGCAAGUACAGGAAAAAUAUUAUAGCUUUGUCUACUACUUAUUUUAGAAGAACUGAUACGUAUAGUUGUGAGAACUAAGAACUAUUGUGCUCCAUGUCUGUGUCGUAUUGAAUGGAAUAAAUGUUUAAUGACUCGUUAAUUAACAAUUUACGAUUCAAUUGAAUUCGGUGGUAGUCACCUUCGAACUAAUUUCCAUUUUGACAUUUUGACACUCUACAAUUAAGUUUGAAACUACAAACUUCAUGCCAAUUUAAUUACACCUUCCUAAUGCACGGUGAGGAACAAGUAAUCAGACUUUGCGAACCUUGCCAAACUGUGAAUUUGUAAGGUCGGUUUUUGUGCAACUUUGCAUGGACAAAUUACAGGAAAUUCAAGUGUGUGCUCAUCACGAUUUCUUAGUGACAUGAAUUGAAACGAAAAAACUACCAAAAAAAUCACAGAGUUUUACUUCCACUUAACUUCUUGGUAAUUAUCAACUCUCUGACCACAAGGAACAUUCAAAUUAUCGUAUGGAGUGUUAAUGACUCAAGCACAUUAACUCUCAGAGCCAGUGUUUAAGUUAAUUAAAAUAUAUGUAUAUCCAAUUGUGAAACGGAUGGAGUUUUAGCAGCAUAAAUGAAAAUGAGGGUCCUCAACCGAUCUGGUGCCGACGUUGCUGAGCAUGUAUGAUACCCUUUUGGCCGAACGUCUUUCCGUGGAUGGUGGUCAGUUUGUCAAAAACUUGAGUGGAACCUGUACUUCGAACGGCAGCAGCAGUAGCAGUACUCGAAGCAGUGCCACAGCCGCCUCCACAACCACGGACGGGAUAGGUGGAGGAUGGGGGUCAGAGAAAUUGGAGACAAAAAACGGGAUGCAAAGUGCCACAUCUGGGUCCAGGCUGAAGGGACCAAGCAGCUCAACAAUAAACGGUGGUGGUGGCUACACUGCUGGAACUGGAAAACGGUGUGAUUGGAACUCUGCAGUGUCAGUGUCAACUUUGUUCCACGCUGGAAUGGAACUCGGUGGUGGCAGUGUCUCCAAUAAUAAAAGCAAUAACAAUGGUGGUUGCCCUACUAGUGGUGCAACAGUAGAUAUCAGUGACAACAAUAAGACGAUAACGACAGCCGUGUUAACUCGAGCCCACUGGACAACCACGAAUCUCAUCAACCAGCAAAAGUAUCUCAACACCAAUAAAAAUGGGGCAAUUAAUAAAAAUUUGCUUCACCCUGCUGGUGACUUAAAUAGUGGGAGUAGUAGUAACAUGCCUCAUGGGGCAGAGAAUCAGAAGAGACCACUCUCGGUCAACUCCAUCGCGUCCUCGGCGUCCUCCUCUUCCUGUUCUUCAGAGUCGUCUUCUCUGAAUGUUCCAGGAGGGACGACACCUCAGCUACUCGCCCCAAAGGCAUCCCCCGAAGAAGAAAUCACUCUCGACCUCACGACGGAUGAGCAAAGUGCAAGAAAUCACCGAUCAGCCAAAACAAAGAAUCUCAUAACAACAAACGCUAAUGGAAAAGCAAACAACGACUCAACCAGUUCAAUGGAUUCAAGUCACAGAUGCUUUAGCAACUCUGCCACCAAAGAUUGCGGAGAGAAUGCGACCAAUAAUUUGGACGGUCGAGGACGAAUUUCAUUUCCCAUCCAGACGCAGACCAACUUCAAGUUUUGUGACCCCAACCUGAGCUACAUGGAUCGAGUGGUGAUGGAAAUCGUGGAAACGGAACGGACUUUUGUGCGCGAUCUCCAGGAAAUCAUUUCGGGUUACCUAAAUUACUGGACAAUUCAGCAAGAAGAGGCCUUGGCCUUGGACGAUAUCAAAGAACUCUUCAGCAACAUUGAGGAAAUUUACGAUUUUAACAGUGAAUUUUUAGAACGAUUAGAAGUCUGUGGUCUCAACCCGGUGGAAGUUGCAAAGUGCUUUGUGACCAAGAAUGAAGGUUUCUCAAUCUACACUCAAUACUGCACUAAUUAUCCUCGGACAAUGUCACUCCUAACGGAGAUGAUGCGGCAUUCAAGCAAGUUAUUCCGAGAGCGUCAGUCCGUGAUGGGUCAUUCAUUGCCAUUGGGGUCCUACCUCCUAAAACCUGUUCAACGGAUUUUAAAAUACCAUCUCCUACUUCAGAAUAUCGUGAAGCACUACGAGCCUGGGACGGAGGGACAUGAAACGAUUGUGGAAGCCCUCUCCGCCAUGACGAACAUUGCACACCACAUCAACGAUAUGAAGAGAAAACAUGAGCACGCCGUAAGGGUCCAGGAAAUCCAAUCGCUCUUGUACGGAUGGCAGGGCGAGGAUUUGACUACUUAUGGAGAACUAUGUGCAGAAGGAACAUUUCGUGCUUUCGGCUGCAAAGCUCUCCGACAUGUCUUCCUUUUCGACAAAAUGGUUCUAAUCACAAAGAAAAAAGAGGAUGGGGUCUUAUACCACAAAACCCAUAUCAUGUGUUCGAAUCUGAUGUUGAUCGAAAGUGUCCCCGGGGAACCUUUAAGUUUUCACGUUAUUCCCUUCGACAACCCGCGACUCCAGACUACCCUCCAGGCAAGGAACCUGGAACAGAAAAGAGAGUGGACAUUGCUGUUGAAACGAGUCAUCCUAGAAAAUUAUCACGCUGUGAUUCCCUCACACGCCAGGCAACUUGUAAUGGAACUAGGACAGCAGAGGCCCGAAGCGGAUGGAAACGUGGAGAAAGCGCCGACGAAACGGCAGCAUUCAGCACCUGAGUACUUGGAGCGAAGAAAGCAGGGGAAAUCUGAAUCGAGUCUUAAAGCCAGGCUGAGGAAGGCUCGAAAAAGUGAUAUGAUGAGCCCCAAAGAGAGUUUGGGUCGUCGGAGGAAGAAUUCGACGGACAGUUCGAGGGAGCGGAGUGAAAGUCGAGACAGGGAGAUUUCCAUCGAUCGGAAAAUGAGCUCAGCUAGCUGCCCACCAUCCUCCGCUGGGUCCGCCGAAAAGAAAUUGGUGAAGAAGCUAAGUGGUUGGAGGAGGAAAUCAGAGCCGGGUAUCUACCACACUCACGAGUCGGGAAAAUCGGGAGGAAAAGGGAACAGCGAAUUGAUGUCCCCAAGUCACCACGGAACGUCAAAUUUGACCCUUGAUUCCACCGAGAGCAGCAUUGGGGAGGAAGACGGAGAGUAUUUUGAGGAGGAAGACGAGGAAGAACCGUCCCAACUGGAGGGUGGAGAAGAAGAGUGUCUCCCAAGUGUGGAAGAGCGACGGGAAUCCAUCGAAGAAAUUGUAGGGCAGCUGGUCAUGCAAAACCGAGAAUUCCAGCGAAUUUUGAUGUCCAAAGAGGUUCAACGAAAGAGGAUAACUCACUUGAGGAAAGCAUUGACACAAUACCAACGAAGGCAGCUCCACGAGGAGGACGAAGGAGAGGAGAGUGAAGCCGAGACAGAGACGGAAGAUCACCAAACAUCCUCCCCCAACAAAAAUACUAAUCCAAAAGAUGGGAAAAAGAGGGGCAACAACAACUCUUCUGGAAGUAAUGCCAGCCAAGGUUCAUCAUCGAAUGGAAUCGGCUCUUCUUCAGACGUGGCUGAAAUGAGCUCCGAAAAUAUCUGCAUUGAACCGAAUGACGACGUGGUCAUGUCCACAGCAGCUACCUUGAAAAAUGUGCAGCGAACUGUGUCAGAUCCAGGAAACAAAGCCACACUCACCCCCAGACGCCAUGGCCCAUUCUCACAUUACGACCCUCUCUCUCUCUUGUGGAGCAGUUUCAGACGAAGUGGUGACAAUAAUCGAGCCGGUAAACAACAGGGAGAUUCUCCAGUGCUAUUGAAAUCCUCGUCCAAAGGGAAGACCAGCAUCCGCCAUACUCACUCCUUCAGUUGUUCGAGAAAAGAACCUCAUCAUCAAGGUGCGGAUGAGACGAUGAAGGACCCGUUGCCACUGCCACAUGGAGAUUCGGGCGUUUUCCCCAACUCAUUCACCUCCGACUCCUCAUCUUCUUCCGAAGCUAAUAUACCCACACUCCCCGCUGUAUGGCUCAAACAGCAUUUAGAAAAUUUAGCCACACCCAACAACAAAUCUGGUUCGUUGCCUCGCAGUUUCCAAGUUGGUCAGCAGCACACCCUUCCCUCUCCUCAGCCCACGAGAGAUUCUCCCAAUCCACAAACUCCCGAUGAGAUGACAAAUUUCCUCUUCAAAUCCCGACUACGUGACGGAAAGCUGGCGGACCGACCGAUAACGAUUGCAUCUGACAAACCCUGCUCGUCUGACAUUAAUUACGACGAAAUGGAACAGUACAUGAAUAAAUUCAACAACCAGAUUGGGAGAAGGUCGCCAAACUCUUGCUCUCUAAAUGCUGAAGAUUUAGUAGCAGACCUGACGCCCAUGACAUCCAUGGAGAACAUCAACAACCUUCACCCUGAUCACAAGAUUUAUCGCUCUUCCAAAUCCUCCAUCAGGCACAUGCUUUACAGCGUUACCCAUCGCCUGUCAAGUCUCAAAGUUAAUAUGCUGACUGGUGGUGGUGGUGGGUCUGGCGUGGGGGGUUCAGCAAAGGAGAACAUCAAUUUUGGAUCUUUCUCCAAUAUUUCCGCCACCUCAGACACGAGCUCUACAAAGACAUCCACAACUCCAGAAAAUAAUAAUGGGAGAAAGAUGAGCAAUGGAAAUGGUCUGAAAAAUCUCAACAUGCUGCCUCGUAAUUAUAGGAAAGCCUUGAAGCAAAAGCUACGCAAUAUUGUGAAAGAAGAUCGAGAUUCCGAUAGCGAGAACUGCUGCGAAAGUGUCACUUGCAGCUCUGGCUCGAGUGGUUUCGGAAGCAUAGGGAGCUCUGAAAGUAGCAACAAUCUCACAUCAAAAAUAGGAGCACGCCUAGCACACCAAUCAAGUACGGAACAGUCUGAUUACGCCUUAUCGAAACUACUACUGAAUGACGGACCUCUUCGCCCCCAAUCAGUCAUGUCCAUCUCAUCCACCGUCACCUCUGCCAGCUCAACGGACGAGAAAGCAUCCUCUGGAUUGGGAGAAAGUCUUUCCGGGAGUAAUGGACACAUUCCCGAAAGCUGUUGUGGGACACUCGAUGGACUUGAGAUGCAUGAUGGAGUUGCUAAAAGUCUGUACCGACCGAAUCGAAAAGCAAUAAAUCACAAAGAACUUUACCUCAGCUAUAUCGAUCAAGAAGUUGAUGCACAGUCGGACUCGGACUCAGCCGACAGUUUUUACGAACGGUCAUUUGAAGCCAUUGAGACCUUGUUGGAGAGCGAAUUGUUUCCGGAUAGUGCAAUUUACAGUGCGGAAGAGAAUGCGUCCACAAAUUCAUCCAUCCAAGGAAGUCAGUACAGCUCCAGUUGGGGAUUGUCAAGCAGCUUUCAGGACAGUCUGGACUCUGCUUCAAAGUCACCCUCUCUCCGACACCCCUGUUUCUCCAACAACGCUCACCUAAAUUCCAUCUCCAUGCUGGCCGCACGCCUAAGUAACUCCAGACUACCUCCCUCUCCGGUGCCAAAUGAUAAUCACAACAGCCGACGCAGUAGUCGACUCAUCAGGAGCCAAGCGAUCCUCGACAAGCUCAAGCAUUUGGAACAAUGUUCGCAAUUUCACCGUGAAGGUCUCCCCAGUCCAUCCUUCGAAGGAAUUAAAUCAAUCCAAGAGAGGCGGAACGAGCUGGAAUUGUGGAAACAAGGUCGCAUCAGUCGUGGAGAGGACGAAUGUGAGACCUCCUCUCAGCACUCGACAUCCACCAUCAAUACCGUAAUUGAGCUGUCCCCCUCCAAGUCCACCAGCUUCCCGUCCAGCCGACGUUGCAGUGAUACGGACUCCAGCGGUGGAAAUUCCCCCCUCACUGAACGAGCAAUUUCAAGAAAUAGCAUGUUGACCAGUCGCUGCGGGAGUGGAAAUAUCCAGACGAGCGGAAGUGGUGAUCCGAUGCCGAAAGGGUGGGUGCGACUGCUCGUAGGAAAACUUCAAAGCGCUGAAACCGAAGGGGUCGAAUAAAUUUGUAACCAAGGACCGCGUGACGUCGCAAACUCGAAUUACCAACGAGUGCCUAAAACCAUAUAGUUUUUAUGCGCGUGCAUAUUAUUUAUUAUUUAUUUAGGUGUGACCAAUCUGACGCAAUUAUCUAUUCACAAGUAUUAUUAUCAUUCUCUUGAUACCGAUAAGAGUUGAUGUAUUUAUAUUGAUGAGUAGAAAUCCAGCUUUACCAUUUUCAUACUAUAAUCCUAUCUUACAAUAAUGUGCAAAAAUACCCAACUUUGGCCAAUCCUUUCAAGGGAUCAGGCAACUUUAAAGUAUUUCUCUCUACCUAAAUUAUUCUACUGCCAAACCUACAUACAUACAUGUAUAUUUAGCUAUGUAUAACCUCCCAACCCACCUUUUGCACUACCAAGAAUAUGUUAUUCACAAGCCUUGUGAAUAAGUACAUGCAAGAUUUUUUUACCUUUUUGACUGUAUUAUUCAUAUUUACUAAAACUAACCCGACCACUUUUCAUGGAAGACUGUCUCUUAUUAUUAUGUAAAAGAAAGACUAAUCACUCUUGUGCUAUGUAUAUUCUCCAAAGAUCCGUCGUCGCUAUAAUUUCCUACUACUUUUAUAACCAAUAAUUAUUUAUCGUAUCGCGUAUCACCAAUAAACAAGGACUUUGCUUCUGCACUUCUGCAUUGUAGGUGUGCUAGCUUACAUUGAGAGAGAUGCAUAAUUGUCUUGAUAAAUUGUUACGUCGCUUCCUUAUGUACAACUAAAAACAAGGAUAAAAAUAAUAAAACGAGGAGCGAGCGAUACUGCAGUGGGGGCGACCGUCGCCUAAUUUUCUCUCUUCUUGCUGUUAACAUGUAUUAUUAUUGUUGGUGCCUUAUCCUCUAGUCAUCAAGGGUUUUGAAUAAUUCUGAUGAGUCUCAGCUGCCAUACAAUUAAUUAAAGAAUUAACAAUUUCUUAACUAACAUUAUUGUGUAUUUUUUACUGCUUACAUAUGUUUAGCAAAUGACAGUGCAAAUUCGACACCUUUUUUUUAUCCCAACAAGAAUUAUAAUUCGAUCAAAAACAAUCGCAAGAUUUUUAAAUUAAAGUUUAAUGUUAAUAUUAAAUACAUUUUAUAUUUAGAUGACGACCGGAAGUCAUCCAGAGUUUAUAUUUAUUGAUAUCCAAGUAAAUAAUAAUGAUAAUAAUGGCUUUAUGCAAUAAUGCUUGAUUAUACAUCAGUAUAAAUUACUAGAUUUACCGUCAUGCAAUUUGCGUGUGUUAUUAUUGCGUCGUUUUAUAGACUAACAAGAAAGAAAUAAAUAAAUCGAUAUCAAAAUA
Messenger RNA from Folsomia candida, 7316 nucleotides. RefSeq lists its product as uncharacterized. The transcript has 18 exons. The record is from RefSeq and is a predicted model, not a curated record. The coding region runs from base 763 to 6012 and encodes 1749 amino acids. Gene Ontology annotation, molecular function: guanyl-nucleotide exchange factor activity. Lineage: Eukaryota; Metazoa; Arthropoda; Collembola; Entomobryomorpha; Isotomidae.